AUGUCAUACACUCUUUACGACGGCUCCAUCGCCACUGCCCAGGAUAAUCUUACCUCUCUGAAGGCAAUCCUCAAGAAGGCCGAGGCUGCUCCCAACGCUGCUAGUCUCCCUGAUGCCCGCAUCCACGAGGACAUGCUGCCCCUGAGCUUCCAGGUUCAUGUUGUCUCGGAUAUUGCUCAAAAGAUGGUGGCCCGCAGCACUGGCGCCGAGCCGCAGAAGCUCGAGAAUGACCUCAAGACCUUUGACGACUUUUACAAACGAAUCGACCAGGUCCAGGAGCUUUUGACCAAGACUGACAAAGAAGUCGUCAACAAGCGAGUUGGCGACCUCGUCCCCAUCGGCCUGGGGCCUGGCAAGAAUGCUGAGCUCCCCAGCCAUGCCUACGUCACCGGCUAUGCCAUCCCGAACCUGUUCUUCCACCUCGUCACCGCUUACAACAUCUUGCGCAAGGAGGGCGUCCCUCUGGGCAAGAUGGACUAUCUCACUCCUUUCAUCGGAAAGCACGUCUCUGAGUAA
Molecule: messenger RNA, 516 nt
Organism: Metarhizium robertsii ARSEF 23
Lineage: Eukaryota; Fungi; Ascomycota; Sordariomycetes; Hypocreales; Clavicipitaceae
Exons: 1
Coding region: 1-516 (171 amino acids)
Source: RefSeq, a predicted model, not a curated record